Ectocarpus siliculosus is the source of this 339-nucleotide messenger RNA. Lineage: Eukaryota; Phaeophyceae; Ectocarpales; Ectocarpaceae. The record is from the annotation of a GenBank genome assembly.
AUGGAUGCAAGAAGUUGUGCUCCCGAGAUUACGGAUGAUAGUUUCGAGGCAGAGGUGCUUGACGAGGAUCGACCAGUGCUCGUCUUCUUUCGGGCUGCGUGGUGCGGCCCAUGUCGCAUGGUCGGCCCCAUCGUAGACGAGGUUAUCGCCGACCAUGGCGGCAAGCUCAAGGUUUUGGAGCUGUGCACGGACGAGAACCCCAAAACGGUAGCGGAGUUCAAGAUCCGAAACAUCCCCACCCUGAUGCUGUUCAGCGACCGGAAAAGCGUCAUGACCGUGGUCGGAGCUGUCCCGAAGAGCGCUCUCGUGAGCUCUAUUAAGAAGCACAUGGAUCUGUGA